GCAGUGCACUAUCACAAUCACAAAUACAAGCUGUCUGGCAAAUUGCUUAUCGUCAUGGAAGACGAUCCGAACUCGGGACUAGACAUGGAAGAGCGCACGUACAUUGCCCUGCACGAUGCCAUGAUGAAGAUGUACGCCAACCACGACGGUAGAGGCUGCUUCAGGCUUGCUGCGCAGCUCCUCACGAAAGCAAAUCUCCCAGCACUUAUUCGAGCUCGGUGCUACAUGAUGCUUUCUCUAAAGUACGGGCCACUCGCUGUACAGUAUGCUGAGACAGCUGUGGCGCUGCUCGACGUUGAGGUUCGCAAGUUGCUACGUCCAGAGGCAUUCCCUACCAUACAGCUCGAGCUAGCGCUUGAGCUCCUGGAAGACGCGAAAGCAAGGGCACUUCCGGCGAGUGCACCUCUGGAAGCUUCGCCGCCUGAAGCUGGAAAGACAGCAUCGAAGGCCGACGAACUAGCUCUCAAGGAAGCUGCUACUUUGCUGCCGUCGCCUGCUACUGAGCAGCAUGGUCUGGUUAUGUCAGGUGUGUCAAGGACUACUUCAACACAACAGCCUAUGGUGAUGAGACAGCACGGCACUGAUCCUCCCUACCAAGUACACUUCCCUCCAAACGCCUCGACACAUUCCCUUCUCACCCCACAGGAAGCCCGCAAGGACAAGACAGAAGAGUAGAACGCGCGGUGGAAAUCGGGGAACACGGGCGGAUGUCGGGUAUGGAUUUGGGAUUCUGACAGACUCGAUCGAUUGAUCGGUU
Molecule: messenger RNA, 757 nt
Organism: Dothidotthia symphoricarpi CBS 119687
Lineage: Eukaryota; Fungi; Ascomycota; Dothideomycetes; Pleosporales; Dothidotthiaceae
Exons: 3
Coding region: 55-675 (206 amino acids)
Source: RefSeq, a predicted model, not a curated record